AUGCGCGUUGUGGCUCUGGACAAGGAUUCCUUCAAGGAUUACGAAAAAUACCAGGCACUACCAGGGACGUUUUUACUGUAUUUAGCCGGUUCGGACGUUGUUUGCCCGUACGGAUCCGUAAUUCGAUUUUCUCAAAGGGAGGAGCAAGCACGGGGCAAUCAGUUAGCCACUCCUAUUAUUGCAAUUAGAGGGUGCACGAGGGAGAAACGAGGGAAAAAAGGUCGCCAGGGAUUCCGCGGAGGCCAGAACGCGUCCGCGAGGCCGCAGCUGGACACCGUGGGAGCGCGGCGGCGAGGUAUCGGGAUCUAG
Micromonas commoda is the source of this 309-nucleotide messenger RNA. RefSeq lists its product with no specific name. The record is from RefSeq and is a predicted model, not a curated record. The transcript has a single exon. Bases 1 to 309 code for a protein of 102 amino acids. NCBI's taxonomy places the organism in Eukaryota, Viridiplantae, Chlorophyta, Mamiellophyceae, Mamiellales, Mamiellaceae.